AUGCCACCAGCUAAGAAACGCAAGACUCGGGCUACUGCUGAGCCAGCAGAGGAAAUACCUGCCCUUAACGCGACGGCAAACGAGACUGCAGCACCCAAAGACAACAAUUCGAAUGAGGAACCACCACUCGCUGAAGCAUCAUCUUCAUCGGCGUCAGAUGCGGCCACAAAAGCAAAGGAGCGCGCAGAGAGAUUCAAGGCUCUCCAAGCAAGAGCAAAGACCGGGGCGCAAAAGAAUCUGAAGGAAGCAACGCUCGAAUCACAACGUCUAGCCACAGAUCCAAAUCUCCUCACAUCCCUGAACCGCAAGUCCGCGAUCGCGUCGCACAAUCUGAUGAAAGCAGAUGCCGAGGUAGCAGGAGAGGACUUUGAGCGAAAACGAGCCUGGGACUGGACCAUCGACGAGAGCGAACGUUGGGACAAGCGGAUGAAGAAGAAGGAUAAUCAUCGCGAUGACCAGGCUUUCCAGGACUAUCGACAAGACAGCAGAAAAGUGUAUAAGCGCCAGAUACGAGACUUGAAGGUCGAUAUGGAUGGCUAUGAGAAGGAGAAGAUGAAAGCGGUGGAGAAGGCAGCUGCGUCGGGGGGUUUGGAGAUUGUGGAAACGGAUGAUGGAGAGCUGGUCGCGGUGGAUAAACAUGGCACGUUCUAUUCGACGGCGGAUUCGACGGGGUUCGUGGAGCAUAAACCGCCGAAGGAUGCGGUGGAUAGGUUGGUUAAGGACUUGCAGCAGGCAGAGGAGGCCAGGUUGAAGAAGAGGAGGGAGAGGAUGGGUGGGAAUGGUGAUGAUGGGGACGUUACGUAUAUCAACGAGAAGAACAAGAACUUCAACCAGAAGUUGAACAGGUUCUACAACAAGUACACGGCAGAGAUUCGCGACAGUUUCGAGCGUGGUACGAUGAUAUAA
Glarea lozoyensis ATCC 20868 is the source of this 906-nucleotide messenger RNA. RefSeq lists its product as uncharacterized. The transcript is spliced from 2 exons. The record is from RefSeq and is a predicted model, not a curated record. The coding region runs from base 1 to 906 and encodes 301 amino acids. Gene Ontology annotation, cellular component: post-mRNA release spliceosomal complex; Prp19 complex; catalytic step 2 spliceosome. NCBI's taxonomy places the organism in Eukaryota, Fungi, Ascomycota, Leotiomycetes, Helotiales, Helotiaceae.